Messenger RNA from Caenorhabditis remanei, 1278 nucleotides. RefSeq lists its product as uncharacterized. Gene Ontology annotation, molecular function: phosphoribosylaminoimidazolesuccinocarboxamide synthase activity. The transcript has 4 exons. Gene Ontology annotation, biological process: 'de novo' IMP biosynthetic process. The coding region runs from base 1 to 1278 and encodes 425 amino acids. The record is from RefSeq and is a predicted model, not a curated record. Lineage: Eukaryota; Metazoa; Nematoda; Chromadorea; Rhabditida; Rhabditidae.
AUGUCGUCUCGAACUUUAGCGUCUUUCGCUUCAAAACAGGAGAAUUUGGAGCUGUUGGCCGAGGGAAAGACCAAGCAGAUUUAUGGUAUCAAGGGGGAGAAGGACUACGUGCUCAUCCGUUCCAAGGAUAGCCUCACCGCGUUCAAUGCUGAACGUAAAAAUGAGCUCGAGGGAAAAUCGAAAAUUGCAUCAAAAACCACUGUCAACGUGUUCGAGUACCUCCAACUCCUCGGACUCCCAACCCAUUUUGAACAAUCGAUAUCUGAUACUGAGUUCAUCGCAAGAAAAUGUACAAUGAUACCGAUUGAAUGGGUUGCCAGACGAGUGGCCACCGGAUCUUUCUUGAAAAGAAACCCCGGAGUCAAAGAGGGAUUCAGAUUCAAUGAGCUGAAGCUCGAGACAUUUUUCAAAGACGACGCAAACGAUGAUCCACAAUGGACAGAUGAGCAAAUUGUGUCGAAUGGAUUGAUGAUUGAUCAUUUGAAAAUUGGAAGAGACGAGAUUUCUCUCAUGAAAAAAAUGACAAAAUUGGUGUUUAGAGCAUUGGAAAAGGCGUGGGCUUUGGAGAAUAGUGCGUUGAUUGAUAUGAAGAUCGAAUUCGGAGUGACAGUCGAGGGAGAGAUUCUUCUCGCUGACGUCAUCGACAAUGACUCCUGGAGAGUGUGGCCAGAGAAUGAUAGACGUCUUCAGUUGGAUAAGCAGGUCUAUCGGGAUAUGAAGGAAGUGACGGCGGAGGGGUUGCAGUUGGUUUUGAAGAAUUAUACAAAGGUCAUGGAAAUCACGUCCACCUUCUCGAAACCACGCCAGUCAUGUCAUGUCCUCGUCAUCAUGGGAUCCGGUUCCGACGGUGUCUUCGCCAGAAAAAUUUCCGACGCCGCAAACAACUUCGGCCUCGAAGCCACCCUUAAAGUCAGCUCCGCUCACAAAACCACCUCAGACACAUUGGAAGUGUUGGCGGAAUUCGAGGAUAGUGGAGUGCCUACUGUAGUGAUUGCAGUGGCUGGUAGAUCAAACGGACUGGGACCAGUGAUCGCUGGAAACUCGUCACUGCCGGUGAUCAACUGUCCACCCCCCAGUGAAUCGUUGAGUCUUGAUAUCUGGUCGUCGCUCCGUAUGCCAAAUGGAAUCGGGUGUACUACUGUAUUGGACCCGUCGGAGGCUGCUCUCGCCGCUGCGAAGAUCUUGGCGAGCCAUAAUCAUAUUGUGUUCGGAAAAGUGCUCACCGCGCAGCUACAGAAUCAGAUAAAUAUCUAUAAUGCUAAUCGCAAAUUGGAAUAA